Molecule: messenger RNA, 4191 nt
Organism: Penicillium salamii
Lineage: Eukaryota; Fungi; Ascomycota; Eurotiomycetes; Eurotiales; Aspergillaceae
Source: the annotation of a GenBank genome assembly
AUGGCUACCACUCCUCUCACCGCGAAAAGCAAGCUUGCUGGACCCGGCGCAUCCUUGAAAAUCACUCCUUCAAAUUCUCCAAUCCUCCGCCCAGGCACACGAUCUCCGAGCAAAACAUCCCAUCAAUCCUCGCUGUCUCUCCAGACUGUCAUUGGUACAACCACAACAACCCCCAAUGGAUUCUCGAGCCACGACCAGAGCAAGAGGUUCGCAUUGUGUGCGGGAUCGGCAGCGGUGCUUGCACAACUCGACGACGAUGCCAACAUAAGCCAACGCUUCUUCCGAGCCCGUCCCUCUGCAACCAGUGUAAACCCAUCGACUUCGUUCUACAACCAAUCAACUCCUCCAACGACCCCAGACCCCAGAUCACGUUCGCUAUCCCACAUCCGGUCUAACCCACACCUGAGUAUCACGAAUGGCUCUCCAUCCAGCGAGGCUGGAGAUGCUGGGAGCCCUAGGGGUUGGUCUUCGAGAGAAAGGAUCAAGGCUGUUACAAGUGUCUCGAUUAGCCCCAAUGGGCGGUUCCUCGCAGUUGGAGAGACCGGGUACAACCCACGAGUUUUGAUAUUUUCCACGGCAACAGAUGCUUUGCCGGAUGUUCCCCUCUCUAUUUUGAAUGAGCAUACGUUUGGCGUUCGCAGCCUGGCUUUUAGUCCCGACUCUCAGUAUUUGGCAACUUUGGGCAACCCAAAUGACGGAUUUCUCUUCAUCUGGAUGAUAAAUCUGAAGACAGGAUCAGCGAGGCUCCACUCCGCGAACAAAUGCACUUCUAUUAUUAAGGAUAUGUGUUGGGUCGGACGAAGUCUAGUCACUACCGGUGUGCGGCAUGUCAAGGUCUGGCGUCUUCCUACGAUUACACGACCUGCCUCUCCCACCAAAACAAGGUUAAAUGUUGAUGGAGCUGCGUCGCCAAAUCCUGCUCCCAAGGCGCUCUCUGGCAGGAAUUGCCUCCUAGGCGCGUUGGGGGACAGCGUUUUCACAUGUGUGAGCAGUAUUUCCGACCACGAGGCCGCAAUUGGUACGGAUUCAGGGGCUGUUUGCUUCCUCGAUGACCGCGAGGGUUCCCAGAGGAUGGUCACAGUCAGACAAGUUGGGUUCAGUAUCACGUCUCUGGCGGUGGACUUCGAUCAAGAGUCUAUCUGGCUCGGUGGUCGGGGAAGGCGUAUGCGGCGAGUGACAUUUGAAACUCUGCGAUCGUGUGCCUCCUCCAGGCCAAUGUCUCCCGUCCGCCUGGACAAGGGCUUGUUGGACAAAAAAAGCAAAGCACCUGCCAUCACCUGCAUGGGUUCUCUCAACUCCCACCUGGUCACGGUUGAGGCUACUCGUGAGAUCCACGUAUACCCUGUUCAUGGCCUACUUGAGGACAGUGAACAGGAAGAGGGUGAGGCCUCGAUGCCUGCGCAUCGAGAUCCCAUCCUUGGAAUAUGCCAUAUGAAACUCCCUAAUGACUACUCUGCAGACUUUUUUACGUGGUCACGUAAUGGUUCUGUCAAUUUCUGGGAUGUCAACGGGAAGUGUCGAGGGUCCAGAGUUAUUGAUCUGGACCAAUUCUCCGGAAACGAAGACAAUGCAGCGAAUGAGCUCAAGAUUCUGCGCACUGCGAAUGCAGAAUGGUUCAUAUCAGGUGAUAAAUUCGGUAUAUUGAGAUUGGUUACGAAUUCUGAUUGGACCUGUACCAACAAAGCCCGCGCCCAUGGCGGAGAGAUCACAGACGUUGCCAUUCAGGCAACGGAUGACUCCUGGCUAGUCGCCAGCUGUGGUCGUGAUCGAAUGGUGCAGUUAUUCGAGAAACGCGAAAAUGAACUUCAGUUGAUCCAAACUAUGGACGACCAUGUUGGGGCUGUCGGGCAGCUGAUGUUCAUCAAUGACGGCGAAAAGCUGCUUUCAUGCUCUGCAGAUCGCACCGUUAUUAUCAGAGAUCGCGCUACACGAGAGAUGGAUGGUGGAACAUGUAUCGCCUACCUCAGUUCCAGGGUCAUCACUCAAAAGGCCUCUCCCUUGUCAAUGGCACUUUGCCCGGACGACUCGAACAUCCUAUAUCUCUCCACUAUGGAUCGGUGUGUUUCGAAAUAUGACAUUCCCUCGGGAAGACACCUGCAUGGUUUCAAGGCAUCUGAUUCAGAGACUACUGAUGCUGUCAUACUGAGCUCUUUGACAGUUGCGCCCGAGAUCUCCGGCCAAAGCCCGAAGAUUCUCAUUGGUGUUUCGAGCACCGAUAAGUCCAUCCGUGUAUACGACCUGGAGCGGGAUCAGCUUCUCACCGGCGAAUUUGGACACACCGAAGGUGUGACCGAUGCUUUGUUGAUUGAGGGGCGAGAUGACUCCGAGGAGUCUCAGCCUCAACGCACUUUGAUCAGUACUGGUAUGGACGGCAUACUGAUGAUUUGGAAUCUCUCUGUCCAGCAACAGAUAUCGCCAGACAUUUCUCAGAGUACACGCGAUGAUGAUGAGAGCCCUACCAAGGAGUUGACAGUUGCAAGACCUCCUCUCAGAAAAGUGCUCUCUCGUAGCGAGCUAGCUGGCUUCCAACGUCCAGAUAGUCCCAACCCAACGACCCCAACGCCUACGCGCGAGUACUCUCCCACUCUAAUUCGCAAAAUGUCGAGAUUGUCACUGGCCCCAUCCUCUUUGAAAAACCACGCUCUGUCAGAAUCAACCUCGUCCCCAAACCGCCUCUCUCCCACUCCAAACUUACACCGGGACCGAAGCCGCCGGUCUCCCUCCCCCGUGAGCCCUAAAUCACGAGCUCCUGCCCGGAAACCUCAUAGUGCACGAACCAGCCGUCGCACAUCUAUCGACUUUCGCAACCGCGGCAAACAAACACCCCGCACCGAGUUUGGAAGCAUAGAUAUGUCCACCGAACAACUGUGCCGCACUCUCCGCGCCUACCGGAAAAAGGUGAACGGCUCAACCCAACCCAUUCAAUCUUCUAAGGAACUCGAGCGUGAAUUGAGCCUUACGCUCCGUAUCAUCGGCGGACGUGACAACAGCACCGACGAGAGCGGCGACAGCGGCGAGACCGAAACAGAUAGCAGUGGCAAGGAAAUAGACACAGAGAGAGGACCGAGUCACUCAUCUCCGAGAUCUUCCUGUGUUCCUCGCCAUAUGCCUUCUACCCCAUCGUUGCGGCCCCAAAGCGUUCGGCAAGUCUCACGCAGUCGGUCUUUUGACGCCUCUGUCACUGGCGAAUUCAUCGAAACUAUGGACCCAAAUGGCAUUCUGUUAUGGGAGUCAGUCACCAUACAACGGAUAUCAAUAAUGCCUCCCGAACACGAAAUAAAACGUGAACCAGAGCCCCAGAACGAUGAAGACAGACGUUCCAGCCGAAAAGGCAAAUUCCGCUUCAAGAGCUCAUCUCGACACCCUGAAUCCUCAAAACAUGACCACAGCCGCCAACACCGUAAGCGGAGCCAUGGCUCACGCGAAGAUGGCGAAUCCUCCAAGCGAAGACACAGAGAUCCACACCGCCACCGACCAGCUGAGCCAACCCAACUACCUGCUGCAGAUGCCUUCCGGGAAUCGCUCUUUGACGCCCUAGGUGACGACGAAGGCGCCGCGUAUUGGGAGUCCGUCUAUGGCCAACCGAUUCACAAUUACAGUGUCCCGCACGUUCAGGGGCCCCAGGGGGAGCUGGAGCAGAUGACGGAAGAAGAGUAUGUCGCGUAUGUACGGACGCGGAUGUGGGAGCGCACGCGUGAAGCACAAAUUGAGGAACAGGAGAGGCUACGGGCUGAGAGGAAGAAGAAGAGGAGUGAAGAACAAGGGAGGGCGGCGGCUGAGGAGAGGAGGGCAUUUGAGAGGGCUAUGGAUGAUAGUCUGAGGCGCGGGGCGGAGAGGAAGAAGGGGAAGGCUUGGGGUGAGGUUUGGGAGAAGUACUUGAAGAGAUGGCAGAAGAUGGAGGCUGAGAGAUUGAAGAAUUCCGAUCCUCCUCGACGGUUGAGGGAGAUGAUCUUUUGGCCUGUCAGCUCAGGAAGGAGGGGUGAUGUCGAUCCUGCUGCUGUGAAGGAGUUUAUGAAGCAUGCGCCCGAUGGGGACUUCCUGAAUACGCUGAAGACAGAGCGGAUUCGGUGGCAUCCCGACAAGAUUCAGCAUCGGUAUGGUGCGCUGGGCGUUGAUGAGGUUGUCAUGCGCAGUGUCACGGAAGUCUUCCAGAUCAUUGAUCGCAUGUGGAGCGAGAAGAGAGACCGUUGA